Lepisosteus oculatus (spotted gar) is the source of this 2044-nucleotide messenger RNA. NCBI's taxonomy places the organism in Eukaryota, Metazoa, Chordata, Actinopteri, Semionotiformes, Lepisosteidae. The record is from RefSeq and is a predicted model, not a curated record.
GGCUCUCUGGGGCAGUAUGGGUGUGUGGGUGCAGCUCCUGUUCCUCAGUGUGGCCUUUGUGGCCCUCAGCGCACCCCAGAAAUCUGAAACAGAAGUCCCCAUAGCCAACAGCACCAGCCCCAGCCUGCUGCCCAGCGCUGGGGUCUCCACCCCGGCGACAGCGGCCCCUCCCUCAGUGCCGGUCAACACUACCGCCCUCACCAGCACCGGCGUCUCCGUGCCCAGCAGCCCGGCAGCCGGGGCGCCCAGCAGCAGUGUUCCGGCCCCCGUUCCUACCAGCACCCUGCCCUCCACUGGGGAGAACGGCACAGAGGCCGAUGAGCCACAGACCCCGUCACCCCCUCCGUCCACCUGGGCGCCCCCCGUCAACACCCCCUCUGCGCCCCCUGCUGGACAGACCACGACACAGACCAUCACCACUCCAGGUGGUGACAGUGGCACAGAUGAGACACCGAUCAUUGCUGUGAUGGUGGCCGUCUCCUCCCUGCUGGUCAUCGUGUUCAUCAUCAUCGUGCUAUACAUGCUCAGGUUUAAGAAGUACAAGCAGGCUGGGAGCCACUCCAAUUCCUUCAGGCUGCCCAACGGCCGAGCGGACGACACAGAGCUCCAGAGCAUGCCACUAUUGGCUCGCUCUCCCAGCACUAACAGGAAGUACCCGCCCCUUCCUGUGGACAAGCUGGAGGAGGAGAUUAAUCGCCGCAUGGCUGACGACAACAAGCUCUUCAGAGAGGAGUUUAACGCCCUGCCCGUGUGUCCCAUCCAGGCCUCCUGUGAUGCAGCGUCCAAAGAGGAGAACAAGGAGAAGAACAGAUACGUCAAUAUCCUGCCCUAUGACCACUCGCGGGUCCACCUCGCACCGCUAGAGGGCGUCCCAGACUCGGACUUCAUCAACGCCUCCUACAUCAAUGGUUACCAGGAGAAGAACAAGUUCAUCGCGGCUCAAGGCCCGAAGGAGGAGACCGUCAAUGACUUCUGGAGGAUGAUUUGGGAACAGAACACUGCUACCAUCGUCAUGGUGACCAACCUGAAGGAGCGCAAAGAGUGUAAAUGUGCACAGUAUUGGCCAGACCAGGGCUGCUGGACCUAUGGUAAUAUCCGUGUGUCCGUGGAGGAUAUGAUGGUCCUGGUGGAUUAUACCAUCCGGAAGUUCUGCAUCCAGCAGGUGGGUGACGUGUCGGGCAAGAAACCCCAGCGCCUGGUCACUCAGUUCCACUUCACCAGCUGGCCGGACUUCGGGGUCCCCUUCACUCCGAUAGGCAUGCUCAAGUUUCUCAAGAAGGUCAAGACCUGCAACCCCCAGUAUGCUGGGCCCAUCGUGGUGCACUGCAGCGCGGGCGUUGGCCGCACCGGGACGUUCAUCGUGAUCGACGCCAUGCUGGACAUGAUGGGGGCGGAGCGCAAGGUGGACGUGUUCGGCUUCGUGACGCGGAUCCGGGCGCAGCGCUGCCAGAUGGUGCAGACAGACAUGCAGUACGUCUUCAUCUACCAAGCCCUCCUGGAGCACUACCUGUACGGCGACACGGAGCUGGAGGUCACCUCCCUGGAGACGCACCUGGCCAAACUCUACUCCCACACACCUGGGGUCAGCUGCAACGGGCUGGAGGCGGAGUUCAAGAAACUGACCUCCAUCAAGAUCCAGAACGACAAGAUGAGAACCGGGAACCUGCCAGCCAACAUGAAGAAGAACCGGGUCCUGCAGAUCAUUCCCUACGAGUUUAACAGAGUCAUCAUCCCAGUGAAGAGGGGCGAGGAGAACACGGACUACGUUAAUGCCUCCUUCAUCGAUGGGUACAGGCAGAAGGACUCGUACAUCGCCAGCCAGGGCCCUCUGCAGCACACCAUCGAGGACUUCUGGAGGAUGAUCUGGGAGUGGAAGAGCUGCUCCAUUGUCAUGCUGACCGAGCUGGAGGAGAGAGGCCAGGAGAAGUGUGCCCAGUACUGGCCCAGCGAUGGGGUCCUGCACUGCGGAGACGUGGCCAUUGAGCUGAAGAGAGAGGAGGAGUGCGAGAGCUACACUGUGAGGGACCUGCUGGUCACCAACAAC